Messenger RNA from Fusarium musae, 1335 nucleotides. RefSeq lists its product as uncharacterized. The transcript has a single exon. The coding region runs from base 1 to 1335 and encodes 444 amino acids. The record is from RefSeq and is a predicted model, not a curated record. Gene Ontology annotation, molecular function: oxidoreductase activity; FMN binding. NCBI's taxonomy places the organism in Eukaryota, Fungi, Ascomycota, Sordariomycetes, Hypocreales, Nectriaceae.
AUGGCAGAUGAGGUCGAACCCAAGAGGCUGAGCCAACCAUUCUCAAUCCCAGACCCUACCAGCUUCUCCAACUUCCAGCGCGACAUCUACCAAUCCUUCCGCCCACCGCUCUUCUCAACAAACCCCACAGAAUGGGAAUCCCUAGCCAAGGCAAAGAUCCCCGCCACCAAUUUCGGCUACGUCCAUGGUUCAGCCAGCAGCGCUGCUACCGCCAAAGCCAACAGUGAGGCCUUCGGUCGGUAUCGUCUUAAGCCGCGCUUUCUCGUUGACGUCACCACGCGUGAUGUUGACGUUGAGCUUUUUGGUACAAAGUACAAGAGUCCGCUGCUUGUAGCGCCUAUCGGUGUACAGAGCAUCUUGCAUCCUGAUGCGGAGGAAGCUACGGCGAGGGCGUGCCAUAAUGCCGGUGUGCCGAUGAUUUUAUCGACUGCUGCGACGCGUACCAUUGAAGAAGUUGCUUCGGCGAAUGCAGAUGGUGAUCGAUGGUAUCAGCUCUACUGGCCAAAGCCGCAGUUUGAGGAAGUCACAGCUAGUCUUCUCGCACGCGCAAAAGCUUCAGGCUACAAGGUCCUCGUCGUCACGCUUGAUACCUUCUCACUCGGCUGGAGACCUACAGACCUGGACACGUCGUAUUUGCCGUUCAUCUGGGGCCAGGGCUGUCAGAUUGGCUUUUCGGAUCCUGUUUUCAAUAGGUUGUUUGAUGAGAUGCAGAAGAAUGACUCGAGGGGUAUUGCGGAGAAGCUUUCUGAGCUCUGGACGAUUAUGAGACGGCCCGGGACUGUCUACGGUGCGGCUCGAGUUCUCGCCAAUGCCAAGACUUUGAUCAAGUCGAAAGCCUGGAUUGAUGUGAUCAACUCCGGUACAUAUCGCUCGUGGAGUGACCUAAAGAUCUUGAAAGAUCUCUGGGACGGACCAAUUGUUCUCAAGGGGAUACAGACCGUCGAGGACGCCCAUCUCGCCAUUGAGCACGGCAUCGACGGCAUAAUCGUUUCCAACCAUGGCGGCCGUCAACUCGACGGCGCUAUAGCCUCACUAGAUGCACUGGCGGAUAUCGCAGCUGACAAGAAGGUCAAAGACUCAAACCUCACGAUCAUGUUUGACAGCGGUGUUCGAACAGGUUCAGAUGUACUGAAGGCAUUGGCCCUUGGUGCAAAGGCCGUUUGUAUUGGAAGACCCUAUGCGUAUGGCCUUGCGGCGGGUGGACAGGAGGGUGUCGAGCAUGUUUUGAAGUGUUUGUUGGCGGACAUGGAUAAUAUGCUUGCGAAUGCUGGGAAGAAGAGCGUGAGGGAUUUGAGUAGGGAUGAUCUUCAGAUUUUGCCGCUGUCCAAGAUUUGA